Leptopilina heterotoma is the source of this 6712-nucleotide messenger RNA. Its product is annotated as amyloid beta A4 precursor protein-binding family B member 1-interacting protein. The transcript is spliced from 7 exons. The record is from RefSeq and is a predicted model, not a curated record. Bases 563 to 3898 code for a protein of 1111 amino acids. Lineage: Eukaryota; Metazoa; Arthropoda; Insecta; Hymenoptera; Figitidae. Gene Ontology annotation, biological process: signal transduction.
GCUUCUAUAUUCUCCACAUUGCUUCCUUGGCAUUCUCCAACUGCACGCAGACUGCACUACAGUCUCGCGGCGUGAAAAACUACUCUUUUCUUUUAAUUCUUUUAACAUACCUCGAAUGUGUACUCGCAUUUUAAAUUCAAGCUAAAUUCAGAACAAGUACGACUGUUGUAGUGAUCGUGACAUUGGUGAAAAUUGAAUGCCAGUGUGUCCCUGACAGGUAUUGCUUUCUCAUGUCAAUCUUUUUUUUAAGAGUGCAGAGGCAAAGUGUCAUGUGAGGAAGGUAGUUUCAGUCUGUUAAAGCAGUGAAUAGAAAAAUUGAUAACUACUGUAAAUUCAAGUGAAAAAGUGUAGUGUAGUUUCGUAACUAUCUUAGUUAAAAAAAUUAAUAAUUCAAUAAAGUUUGACGAUUCAAGAAAUGUCUCAGUUAUCAGAUGAGGGGAUCUCGUUAAUGGCAAUGGCCGCGUGAUCUGCAAAUCCUAAACGAGGAGAUAAGUCCUCGAAAGUGUACGAAAACGUCCUCUACGUGAUCUGAAAAUCUCUUUUGAGAUUGUAGUAAUAUAGGAUGGAGUGGCUGAAACGACAAGAUGUCAAGGAAGACAAUGACGAAUGUUUUUUUGAGGAAGAAUGUUCCAUAGAUGAAAACGUGGGUCUCGACAAUGUUAGCUCUGCAACUCUGAGGCCGUUUAAUUCGGACAUCAAUACUCCACGUAUCGACAGUUAUCGAUUUUCUAUGGCGAAUCUGGAAGAUUCGCAAGAUGUUGAUCUGGACGCAAUUCUCGGAGAACUCUGUGCGUUGGAGAGACGGUGCGAUGGGGAUAUUGCUGCAACACCCGUAUCUGACUCUCAGAGACAAGGACGCCCGGGUAGUACGAGGAUCAAUUCCGGGGAAAACACGGAGAUUGGAAAAAAUGACGGCGGUAUGCGCACCGAUAGUCCCGACAAUGAUAGCGCCUUUUCGGACACUGUGUCGAUGUUGUCGAGCGAAAGUUCAGCGAGUAGUAGUGGCUCCGGACAUAAGCCACCUCAGACCGCCAUGCACACAGCCCCACAACAACAAUCACACCAACAUGUUGAUGCCGCGGGUCGAGCAAAGGCAGAGAAAAUUCGCCUGGCACUGGAAAAGAUGCGAGAAGCAAGUGUACAGAAGCUUUUCAUUAAGGCGUUCACCCUAGAUGGAAGUGGAAAAAGUUUACUCGUAGACGAAGGAAUGAGCGUCGCACAUGUUUGCAGACUGCUUGCUGACAAGAAUCACGUUCCGAUGGAUCCAAAGUGGGCUGUAGUUGAACAUUUGCCAGAUCUCUUCAUGGAGAGGGUCUACGAGGAUCACGAGUUGUUGGUGGAGAAUCUGCUUUUGUGGACUAGAGAUUCAAAGAACAAGUUGCUGUUUGUCGAACGACCUGACAAGACUCAUCUUUUUCUCUCGCCCGAGAGAUUUCUUCUUGGACCAUCGGACAGAAAUGGCGGAGAAUACGACGAUCACUCACGGAAUAUUCUACUGGAAGAGUUUUUCUCUAUAAACAAUGUGGGAGUUCCAGAGGUGGAGGGACCGCUCUACCUAAAGUCAGACAGUAAAAAGGGCUGGAAGAGAUAUCACUUCAUUUUACGAGCAUCUGGUCUUUACUACUGGCCCAAGGAGAAAGCAAGAACUGCCAGGGAUUUAGUUUGUCUAGCGACGUUCGACGUCAAUCAAGUUUACUAUGGUGUGGGUUGGAGGAAAAAGUAUAAAGCACCAACGGAUUUUUGUUUCGCCGUCAAGCAUCCCAGACUGCAACAAGCAAAGUCGACAAAAUAUAUCAAGUUCCUCUGCGCGGAAGACAACGCUUCGCUGGAGAGAUGGAUGGUUGGCAUUCGGUUGGCUAAAUACGGAAGGCAAUUGAUGGAAAACUACAGGACUCUAGUGGAUGAGCUUGCACAAGAGGAUCUGGACCUCCUGGCUCACGCGAGGUCGUGCUCAGUCAGUUCCAUUGCAAUUCCCGCGAACCAAACGCAGUACAAUACGACAAAUGACAAUGCCAGGCAGUUUGUGGAGACGGUACGACACAAUGGAGAAACGAACAGACCUUACGAAAAUCAGAGGCAAAGUUACACAAGCGACGGAAGACUCAGCAGAGCCAGCAGCUCCAGUUCCAGUGGGUGCUUGUCGGAUGGUGCGCCCAGCAGUUGCGAAGUUGCCUUCGAGUGUGGCGAAUUUCCAACGGGAACCAUAAAAAGGAAACCAUCCAUGAAUCCAAAGCUUCCUCUAACUUCUAUCACGCGACAACUGAAAGAGGUCGGGGAGACUGUCAGAGAUGAGCCAGAUUCAUGUCCGAGUCCAACGAGUUCAGGAUCGGGAACUCUCACCAGGAGGCACAGUCGAAGAAGAAGUGGAACCGACUCUGAUGGUUCUGGCACUCUCAAGAGGCACCACCGAUCUGGAAAUGUCACUCCAGUAAGUCCUGUCCCACCAGGAACACCCGUGAGGGAAAGGUCAAGUCCCCUUAUUUACAACAGAAGCGAAAGUCAGGAAUUGAAAACUCCAACUAGUCCAAUUCAACCCUGUAUGAUGGACUCCAUAACGUCUCUACCACCACCACCUCCUUCACCAUCAAGAGUACUGGAAGAAGUUGAAUCAGACAGUGAACCUCUACCUCCUCCACCGCCGGAGAUGUUCCGAUCGAAUCUGUCUCUGGAUUCCCUUCCUCCACCGCCUGCACCCGGAGAAUUACCAUCCUGCAACUCUCCAGACCUGAGUGGCUCGUCUCUGAGUCUUGCCUCGUUGCCGCCUCCGCCAAGUCCUCUCGUCGGUGAAACCGGAACAAUUCGUCGUGCCAAACCCAAACAAUCCACCCCCACAAAUUCCCUCUCUCCAAACAGUACACCAACUCACGCCGCAGCAAGGCCUGUAAAUCAAAUUUACUUGGGUACAAACUCCAUCAUGAUGAAUCAAAACUGUGUAUCUCCCACGCAGAACAAUCAAAUUUACAAUCCAGGUCACACCAACAGUAUAGGUAACUCUUCCCCUCACAACUCGUUCUCAGACUCGAAUUGCAGCACGCCAACCUACACCCCCAGCUCUCCCAGCUUCGGCUCUCCACCGCCGUUCGUACCACCGCCAGCUUACGGCUCAGCGAAUCAUAUCAACCAACAGCUCUCGAGGCAAAACUCCAAGACUGAAUUGAUCUACGCCGGUCAUCAGAAUUCUCUUCAGUCGAUAAGGCCAAAUCCGAACAUGGACACCGUCAGGCGAAGUGCUCUCAAGCAAACCACGAGUCACUAUGCGACACCACCUUACCUGGCGGAACUGAAAGCCUCCUCAAGUCCUCAGUCCCAGCGGAGGGUCACGAUUCAAGAGCCUCCAAUUUCUCCAAAGUCAAAAACUGGAUCCAUCAAGAAGAUCACCUUCAACUUACCACCUCAGCAAGAACCUGGCAGUCCGGCUCUACCGCAGAGGAAACCCAUGCCUCCCAUACGAUCCGACAGCACCAGGUUGACAUCGCCAAAAAAGCUGGCCGCGUCCGACCAAGCUCCACCCGGAGAUUUCUUGAAGGACCUUCAAAGAGUCAUGAGGAAAAAGUGGCAGGUCGCUCAAAAGUGUAAAUUAGACUCAACUACAACGCCGCAUGAAGUGCUCGGCUUUCGAGAUCCUCCGCCAGCCGUAGCCGACUACAGAGAGACAAACGUUUCCAACUGGGUUCAGGAGCACUACGGAAAUGAUAACCUUUACGAGAACGUCUACAACACGGAUCCUAGCGCUCCAGUCGAGUACGCCGUGAGUCCAGCUCGACAGCCAACCGUGAGAUUCGCUGACGAGAACAAUAGUAUCAACAUAGUUAACUCAAUUGCUGGCAAGCGAAGACCUCCUCCCCCACCUCCGAAAAGAGCUGAAACCACGCAACUGACGACGAGAGCGAUGCACUGACAGUAGCAGAUAACUCAGCCCCAUCCCAAUAGGAGAUGGUAUUGCUGCAUCUGUAGCUGGUGGAAGCACUAAGUCGUCAUUCAUUUUUUCAAAGGAUCUUAUUGUGAGACACGAAAUUACAAUAAUUUUAGCUUAAAGUUUAGUCAAAGCGAAUGAACGGACGAAUGCAUGAUUGUACGAUUUCUACGUGGUUUUUCAAGUUUUGAAUAAACGUUGAACGAACCCAUUAGGCAGAUUUGGAUCGAGUACAAGAGAUACAGGGAAAUUGGAGAAGAUAUAUUAUAUAUAAUAAUAGGUACAAUGUCGCGAGAAAGCGACUUUAAAAUGUCGGCUAGUAUAAAACACUGCCGUUCGAGAUACUGAGGAUGUGAUAUAAUCUUUAAGCCAGCUUGACUCUCCGUUGUCAAAUCCUUCUGACCCUAAAAGUGUGCACUCUACCCAAAAAAAGGAAAAAAGGAAAUAUAGCACAAAAAAGACGCACAUUUGUAUCCGAUUUAUAUACAUAUAUAUUUAAUCAAGUGUGACUGGUCGCAUACUCGCAUAUGAUGGUGCAUCUUUUUUUAUACAAAAUAUUUAUAUCAAAUCUUUACACGAAAUCUUUAUAUAUACCAAACGCAUCGAAUCAUUUUGACGAACAAUUUUUAUGGCCAAUUUUUAAAUUUCGACAAUUUUUCAAUAACAUAAUUACAAUCCGUGAUGUGAAGGGGAUGACAAGUUUUUGUAAUCAAGGUGCUUUAUAUAGAGUCGAUGUCAUUUUGAUACAGAACUUGUGGUCGCAAGUGUUUUUUUAUACAAUCGGUGUAAAUCUAAAUAUAUUAUAGACAUAAGAAAAAAAAUCCACUCGAAUAGCUGAUUUAAAUUUCCAAAAUUCAACUUUGAAAGUGCUCAAUCGAAUCCAAUAAGUGCACGCAGCUCUUAUUCUUGUCAAAACUGGUUUCUUUUUGUAAAUUGGAAAACAACUUUACUGGUGGAAAACCGUUUUUUUUAAUGACAAAAAUGGACCAAGAUGACUAAUAAAAGAUGAUUUAUGGUUAAUAUAGAGUCCAAAAGUGUCCAAAAAAAAUUGACUCCAUUCGUUCGAAUUUCAAGUUUUUAUACUUUUCAGCUCUAAAGUUGUUAACCACUCAUAAGAAAAGUUUUGAUACUUCCCGAAGGAAUAGUGUGCUUUCUUUUUUGAAAUCAAGAAAAAAUAACUUUCAAUCAAACAUAAAUAUUACUAUAAAGAACUUUUUGAAACAUGUACAAAAUAAUAUUGACGCCAAUUGUAGAAAAUAAUAUUUUUGAUCACAAGUCAAUUGUGUCUGAGGCAUUUUUACACAAUUGACUUGCAAUGAGAAAAUGUUGCAUAUAUGUAUAUAUAAUACGCAAGGCGCACAUAAAAUGAAGUGUGUGAGACACUUUUUAUAUCCUGUGCGAUACGACAGGGCAUAGGUUGAAUGAUCUCGUUUAUGCCAUUACUUUAUAGAAAUAUACAAAAUAUAAUUGGAAUGUAUAAUCAAGUAAAGUGUUCGCGCAAUAAAUGAAAAAGAGAACAUGCUUUGUUAAUGUAUACAUAAGGAUAUUUGUUAAAGCUUAUUGUUCGAGGAUGUUCGCCGGUCAGUUGGGACAAAUAUUGACGCACAUCAAAAGAGUUUUGUGCCGUGGUUGGGGAACGAAAUCUUGAAUCAAUCAGCUAGAGGUUUAUUUAUGUGGCAAAUGUGUAAAAAUUUAAAUGGUCAACGAAAUGAGUGAUGUAUAUUUUCUAUGUGGAAGAAAGAAGGCGAAACUAUUUUUGAUGUGCCAUAAAGUCAAAAUUCAGAAACGAUAUGAAGAAGGAAGUUGAGACUAUUUUUCGGUUCAUGCGAUGUGGAACAUCGAAAAAAUUGCUUUGCAUUGUUUUGUAAACUAUUUUUCCUGAUGGAUAAAAUAAGGAGAAAAAAAUAUUUCGAGACUGCCGCUUUUUAUUUGUAGAUUUUUAAUUUAGGCGAUUGCAGUUCAAAACUGCUUUCAUAUAUUAUGUAUAGCCAACCGAGUCGAUUUAUCAAAAUUUUAAACGAUUAAAUUGUAAUUACUAAUUGAUACGAGUUUUUUUUGGAGGGGGGGGGGGGAAUCAUUCGUGUGUUCUGAAAAUAAUAAAAAUUUAUACUUGUAUACGUUAGGUACGAAAUAUCGCUGCCAUUUUUAAUGACUUUUAACAGAAAUUGGUGACACUGCGAUUGAAUUAUCACUCUCUCUAGAGCUCCUUUGUUCGCUUUUAAAAAAUUAUACAAAGAUUUUAACGAAAUGUGUUUAUAGAGAUGUGAGCAAUAAAAAAAAUUGACAAAAAGUAGGUCUCUUUAAUAAAAUAAUUGAGCCUCAGUGCAAUUGGCAAAUAGUAGAGAAAUUAAUUACAAAUGCUCGAUACGCAUGUGAAUGUUUAAUAUUUUUAUUAUUAUUUUUACGGUCUUAAUAACUUGAAAUGUUUAUUUUUAGCUGAAUGUAUGAUUUUGUAAAUAUUGUAACGAAUGUUUUACGCAUGUACUAUUUAUAAAGAUUAAAUUUAUUCGAAAAGAAAUUAUUAUUGGUACGUCCAGUCAUUAUUGUCGCAAUUUCUGUGCGUGAUAAUAUAUUGAUAAUAAACCGAUCUCGUGGGAGUUUGUUUCAAUUUUGUUGUAACGAUAUAUAAAUAUAUUAUAUAUUAACAAUUAAUUAAUAUUUCCCUACUGGUAACUAUAUCUAUUGCGCCAAUUGUGACAAUAUAUUAUUAUUUUCUGAAUCGAAAAUAAAAUUUCGCAGCAGUUGAAAACUUAUAGGUAUUAUUCAUGUUUUUAUGUAAAUAAAUUUUGGUAAAUAAUA